AUAAAAUUACUAUCAAACUCUUUAGCUGCAUUGGUGCUCGUGAUAUCACGCGUGGUCGAAACCCGAUUACCUAGUGACCAUUACAAUAAAAAUGUUCAGUGUUAAAAUGAAGUACGGUUUGUUGAUAGUUACUGUCUUAGCAGUCAUCAGUAAACAUAAUUCCGACGCGGUAAGAUGUUACGUUUGUCGUGGAUGUCAAAGUGAAGAUUUAACAGAUGAUCAUGCUCAAAUAUGUCCACCUCGUACCCCGCCUACAGUCCCCCCGACUGAAGAGCCCACAACUACAGAUAAACCCAUAACAGAUUCUCCAUCAACUGAAGGGCCUGUCACUGAGGAAGUAACUACUGAAGCAUCUACUACGCAUUCUUCUACCACUGAUGGUUCUACCACUGAUGGUUCUACCACUGAUGCUUCUACCACUGAUGGUUCUACCACUGAUGGUUCUACCACUGAUGGUUCUACCACUGAUGGUUCUACCACUGAUGGUUCUACCACUGAUGGUUCUACCACUGAUGCUUCUACCACUGAUGGUUCUACCACUGAUGGUUCUACCACUGAUGCUUCUACCACUGAUGGUUCCACCACUGAAGGUUCUACCACUGAUGGUUCUACCACUGAUGGUUCUACCACUGAUGGUUCUACCACUGAUGCUUCUACCACUGAUGGUUCUACCACUGAUGCUUCUACAACUGAUGGCUCUACCAAUGAUGGUUCUACAACUGAUGGUUCUACUACUAAUGGCUCUACUACUGAUGGUUCAACCACUGAUGGUUCUACCACUGAUGGUUCUACCACUGAUGCUUCUACCACUGAUGGUUCCACCACUGAAGGUUCUACCACUGAUGGUUCUACCACUGAUGGUUCUACCACUGAUGGUUCUACCACUGAUGCUUCUACCACUGAUGGUUCUACCACUGAUGCUUCUACAACUGAUGGCUCUACCAAUGAUGGUUCUACAACUGAUGGUUCUACUACUAAUGGCUCUACUACUGAUGGUUCAACCACUGAUGGUUCUACCACUGAUGGUUCUACCACUGAUGGUUCUACCACUGAUGGUUCUACCACUGAUGGUUCUACCACUGAUGGUUCUACCACUGAUGGUUCUACCACUGAUGGUUCUACCACUGAUGGUUCUACCACUGAUGGUUCUACCACUGAUGGUUCUACCACUGAUGGUUCUACCACUGAUGGUUCUACCACUGAUGGUUCUACCACUGAUUCUUCUACCACUGAUGGUUCUACCACUGAUGGUUCUACCACUGAUGGUUCUACCACUGAUGGUUCUACCACUGAUGGUUCUACCACUGAUGGUUCUACCACUGAUGGUUCUACCACUGAUGGUUCUACCACUGAUGGUUCUACCACUGAUGGUUCUACCACUGAUGGUUCUACCACUGAUGGUUCUACCACUGAUGGUUCUACCACUGAUGGUUCUACCACUGAUGGUUCUACCACUGAUGGUUCUACCACUGAUGGUUCUACCACUGAUGGUUCUACCACUGAUGGUUCUACCACUGAUGGUUCUACCACUGAUGGUUCUACCACUGAUUCUUCUACCACUGAUGGUUCUACCACUGAUGGUUCUACCACUGAUGGUUCUACCACUGAUGGUUCUACCACUGAUGGUUCUACCACUGAUGGUUCUACCACUGAUGGUUCUACCACUGAUGGUUCUACCACUGAUGGUUCUACCACUGAUGGUUCUACCACUGAUGGUUCUACCACUGAAGGUUCUACCACUGAAGGUUCUACCACUGAUGCUUCUACCACUGAUGGUUCUACCACUGAUGCUUCUACAACUGAUGGCUCUACCAAUGAUGGUUCUACAACUGAUGGUUCUACUACUAAUGGCUCUACUACUGAUGGUUCAACCACUGAUGGUUCUACCACUGAUAGUUCUACCACUGAUGGUUCUACCACUGAUGGUUCUACCACUGAUGGUUCUACCACUGAUGGUUCUACCACUGAUGCUUCUACCACUGAUGGUUCUACCACUGAUGGUUCUACCACUGAUGGUUCUACCACUGAUGGUUCUACCACUGAUGCUUCUACCACUGAUGGUUCUACCACUGAUGGUUCUACCACUGAUGGUUCUACCACUGAUGGUUCUACCACUGAUGGUUCUACCACUGAUGGUUCUACCACUGAUGGUUCUACCACUGAUGGUUCUACCACUGAUGGUUCUACCACUGAUGCUUCUACCACUGAUGGUUCUACCACUGAUGUUCCUACCACUGAUGCUUCUACAACGGAUGUUCCUACCACUGAUGCUUCUACCACGGAUGCUUCUACCACUGAUGCUUCUACCACGGAUGGUUCUACCACUGAUGCUCCUACCACUGAUGCUCCUACCACUGAUGCUCCUACCACUGAUGCUCCUACCACUGAUGCUCCUACCACUGAUGCUUCUACAACGGCUGUUCCUACCACUGAUGCUUCUACCACAGAUGCUUCUACACCGGAUGUUUCUACCACUGAUGCUUCUACAACGGCUGUUCCUACCACUGAUGCUUCUACCACAGAUGCUUCUACACCGGAUGUUUCUACCACUGAUGCUUCUAGCACGGAUGCUUCUAUUACGGAUGCUUCUACCACUGAUGCUUUUACAACGGAUGCUCCUACCACUGAUGCUUCUACAACGGAUGUUCCUACCACUGAUGCUUUUGCCACGGAUGCUUCUACCACUGAUGCUUCUACAACGGAUGCUUCUACAACGGAUGCUCCUACCACUGAUGUUCCUACCACUGAUGCUUCUACAACGGAUGUUCCUACCACUGAUGCUUCUACCACGGAUGCUUCUACCACUGAUGCUUCUACCACGGAUGGUUCUACCACUGAUGCUUCUACAAUGGAUGUUCCUACUACUGAUGCUUCUACCACGGAUGCUUCUACCACUGAUGCUUCUACAACGAAUGUUCCUACCACUGAUUCUUCUACUACUGAUGCUUCAACCACAGAUGGCUCUACCACUGAUGGUUUUACCACUGAUGCUUCUAUCACUGAUAGCACUUCCACUGAUGCUCCUACCACCGAUGGCUCAUCCACUGAUGCGUCUACCACUGAUGGCUCUACUACAGAAGCUUCUUCUACGGAAGCAUCGACGCCUGAAGCCUCUACUAUUGAAGAUAUUGUUGAUACAGCACCACCAAACGUGAAUCCAUUUAAUAAAAUAAUGAACUAUAGAAGAUCGAAAAGAAAUACGGAUGACGAAAUUGAACCACGGUGUUUCGUGACUUAUUUCGAAGUCGAUGGUGAGUCUGACGUGAUCCGUGGCUGCGCAUACGCCGACGAUAAUGCUGAGACCCGUUGCAAUGAAGCUAUAGGUAAUCCUAAUGCCCAGAUCGAAAACUGCAGGGUGUGUGAAGGAGAACUUUGCAAUUCUUCAGCAAGAGCUGCAGUAGGCUUCCUUAUUAUGUUUGUCAGUUUAAUAGUACAUUUAAGUUAGAUUAAGGACGAUUACUUUUAAUAAUUGGUCUCAGAGAUUACCUUAGAUUAUAAAUUAUCCUGAUAAGUGUUGUCAUUUGAACGUUAAAAUGUUUAAUUAUACCUAACAAAAAAUAUGAAAGCGAAAAUAUGUCACAAAGUAGGUAAUGAUAGUUACCAUUAUAUAAUAACAUCCCAACAAAUACAGACGGCCUCUGUGCGCAACAGUAGUGCGCUUGUCUAUGACACCGGAGGUCCCGGGUUCGAAUACCAGCCAGGGCAUGAUGAGAAACGAACUUUCUCUGGGUAGGUCUUGAAUGUUUGUAAUAAGUAUUUAUUGUAAAAUAUAGUAUCUUUGAGUUAAAAUCUCGUGACACAAGUAUCGCACUUACUUCGAGGCUGACUCAAUCUGUGUAAUUUGUCCCGUAUCUAUUUAUUUAUUUAUAUUUAUUAUAAAUGCGAAAGUACGCUUAUUUGUUUGUUUGUUUCAAAACUGUUAGGUACUUGCACUAUGAUGCAAAAAGCAUAAUCUAUUUUGCCUUUUUGUGUAGCACACAUAUAUUUCGUUUUACUACAAGUUUUUACUACUUAUUACUGCUUUAAUUUUUAAGUAUUUAUUGUUUAUUUGUAAAUACAUCAUUGUACAUAACAAAUUUAUAUAAGAACAUAGUUUAGUAUUAGUAUAACUGAAUAAUAAGUAAAAAAUAGUUAAUUGUCUAAAUAUAAACAUAGCGGUUAUUUUUUGCUUGCAGAAUCAAAAAAGUAUUUAAAAUUAAAUUAAACGCUGACUUGUUUUAAAAAACGUUUUGAUUGAUAAAUCGUAAAAUUUACGGCAAACUGUACUUUUACUGCUACUCAGUGAUCAAUUUUGUUUCUAUCUUAAUCUAAAAACGGUUUGAUUACAAUUGAUUAUAUUUUAAUUAAACUUUUGUUUAAUAGGUAUUGCAUGUUAUAUUUAUUACCUUUAUCCUUCAGAGGUGAUAGUGAAGUACAAUAACUGAUGGAAAAGUUUAAAGCCUUUGAAUAUUAGUUCAUCUCUGUGAUUGGAAGGUAGGUAUACCUCCUUAAUAUUUUUAGAAACCUACCUACCUAAUAUUUUUAGAAUUAAAUUGAGAUCUCAUAAUAUUUGAAUGCAUGAUUCCUAAUGUAUUUUUUUAUGAUUUUCUUAAUUGUUAAUAUUAUAAGAAAAGAUUUAAUAAUGUUUUGGAGCUUGCUAUAGCGAGAUCUUUUAUAGUACCAAAUUGUUACUUGGGAAUUAAAGUAAAUUUUAAUACGGCCUUAUACGAAUAGCGUAUUCUGCUAUAGGUCCUGGAUGACUGGAGUUUGUGAUAAUUAUAAAUGAAAUAACUGGUAAAUAAUACCACUACUAUAACAUUAUUAUGUCAAUUAUGUAAUUUUAUUGUUAGGGAAAAUGUAACAAAGAAUAAAAAAUAAAGAAUAUUUUUUACUAAUGA
Molecule: messenger RNA, 4877 nt
Organism: Amyelois transitella
Lineage: Eukaryota; Metazoa; Arthropoda; Insecta; Lepidoptera; Pyralidae
Product: mucin-5AC-like
Exons: 3
Coding region: 92-3445 (1117 amino acids)
Source: RefSeq, a predicted model, not a curated record